Molecule: messenger RNA, 274 nt
Organism: Durusdinium trenchii
Lineage: Eukaryota; Dinophyceae; Suessiales; Symbiodiniaceae
Source: the annotation of a GenBank genome assembly
GUAUAUGCAGCCAAGAGCUGAUGGACCUGGCUUGGUGGUGUCUUUGGAAGCCACCCGCUUCUCAGCAACAUUGUUGCACCUGAAGAAGACCCUCUUGGAGAAGCUGCAAGAGAUUAUCACCAAGGGGGAGAAGGACGCCAAGUCCCCUGAGGUGGCCGCUGCUUCACUCAACGAGAAGUACAUGAAUCAGAGUGGCUACAAGCUUGGAGCAAGCUUUACAUGGCGCGACGGCCCUUAUCAAGGUCAGCUGUCGCAUCCAGUGACUUGGCCUGAG